GCCUGAUCUAAACGUUUCCAGUAUUCUCUAAUUUUAAUUUGGGGUGCUGGGUGGCUUAUUUUUUCUUUAUUUUCAGUUUUUGCAGUGCCAGCAUUUAUUGCCCAUCCUUAACUGCUCUUCAGAAGGCGGGUGCCUUACUGGUGAAGGUGAUCCCAACUGUACUAUAGGGGUGGGAGUUCCAGGACUUGGAUGUUGCUAUGGUGUAUGUUGAGAGAAGGAGAGUCCAAGUAUUGAUUGGGCAGUGAAACUAAUUGUAAUUGGUGGGCAGCCAUACCACUCCUGACUAGCCUCAUUUACCAUCAUGAGGCACCACAAGACCCGAUCACAGAAUCACUCUUCGAUCACCAUUCAGGUGAAGCCAGGGGUUUCGAAACUGUCACGUCACAGCCGGGAUUUAGUGCCUCGAAAGCCUAGGCUGCAGGAGAGGGGUGAAGGGGAAGCAAUCAAGAUGUCAAAACUUUCAAAAGAUUCUCCAUUUGUUAUAAAACACCAAGAGCUGGAUGCCUUUCUUAAGCUGCUUGAUGACGAGGUGAUUCAGGACUUCCUAUGGAUGGACAGUUGCUGUAGAAUUGCAGACAAGUAUUUGCUGGCCAUGGUCCUGACUUAUUUCAAACGCGCAGUUCUUCACACAAGUGAAUACUCAAGGAUGAACUUCUUCUUGGCUCUGUACCUGGCGAAUGACAUGGAGGAGGAUGAAGAACAGUACAAGUAUGAGAUUUUCCCAUGGGCACUGGGUGAGAAUUGGAGGAAGCUCGUCCCAAAUUUCCUCAAGCUCCGGCUGGACCUCUGGGCUCAAAUGAAUUACAGGGCGGCUGUGAGCCGGCACUGCUGUGAACAGGUGAUAGCCACCAUUCCUUCUCACUACAUAUGGCACAGAGACCGCCCGGCUCACCACAGCGGUGCGACUCGCAGUUACUUGCAGAAGGAAAUGUUGCCUGCUCCACCAGGGCCAAAUGGAACACCCCCGUUCUGCACCCUCUGUAACGACUCCAGGUGCUACCUGGGCCUGGAUUUGGACUCUUCAUCCUUGCCAGAAAAUGCCACCUUGUUUGAUAAUGAUUGGCCCCAAGAUCUAUUUAUACUGUCGCCAGCUGUACUGAUAGACCAUGGCAUAGAAGGUAUGACCUCACUGGACUCUGUAUAAUACCCCAGGGUUUGAACGUGGGAGGAGUCUUUCUGGAGAUUUUGACAAGGGGGCUUUAAUCAGGAGCAGAUUGAACUCCGGGUUGGCAGUGUUUUCUAGUUCAGGAGAGACUGGGACUAUUCUAGCAUGUGCAGGUAGCAAAGUGCACACCGGUCUUAAUCCUUUCCUGAGUAACACCUUGCAGUCACAGGCAAAUUUACUGAUCACUCCGCCGUGUUCCCCAAUAAAGUUUUGCCAGAAUCCAACUAAUGAUUCUUGAAGAAGCAAAGGAUUGCUUGAUUCGGUUACUGAGCUGCCUGCUGCCUUGGUGAGCAUUAGACUGCACUGCACUGACUCUUCAGUUUUAGUUAAGAACUCACAGGUGCCUCACCUAGAUUGUCCUGUGUAACCUCACUGCACCAUUGCAUCACAAGGUGCAGUCUGUGUUUAAAUACAGCUGGAUUUGCCUUGUUGUUACUGGAGCUUUGUGCUUACUUCCAGGGUUUCUGUUGUUGUUAGUGUUACAAUGCCAUUGUGGUUAGGGAAGGGGCAUUGCAAUCUCCUGUACUACUGGGGUAGAGCGAGGGGAGGGUGGAGGCUCAGUGUGGCAUUUGAAAGCUUUGGUCCUAUAGGAAGUGUUGGCCACUGGCAUACAACUGGUAUUUGUCAAGGGACGACUUAAAAUAUCCUUGCACGUGUCAAGAGAUCCAACAGUGUAAGUGCUGGCAUUCCUGCCUAAACCUGUUUGGCAUUUUAAAGAUCCACCAGUGUAAGUGCUGGCAUUCCUACCUAAACCUGUCCGGCAUUUUAAAGAUCCACCAGUGUAAGUGCUGGCAUUCCUACCUAAACUGGUCCGGCAUUUUAUGACCUGAAGCACUUUCUUUUCCUUCGUUCCCGUUGCCCUGUGAAACUGACAGGAAGGGAAUUGUUGCAACUGACUUGUUACAACUCAAACGUUAAGAGCAUUUGUCUGCAGUUGUACAUGUAUUUAUUGCUGUGGAAAUGAGAAUGUGUAGAAUAAACAUUGCAACAUGAA
This is a messenger RNA of Pristis pectinata (smalltooth sawfish), 2159 nucleotides long. Its product is annotated as speedy protein 1-A-like. Lineage: Eukaryota; Metazoa; Chordata; Chondrichthyes; Rhinopristiformes; Pristidae. The transcript is spliced from 6 exons. Gene Ontology annotation, biological process: positive regulation of cyclin-dependent protein serine/threonine kinase activity. The record is from RefSeq and is a predicted model, not a curated record. Gene Ontology annotation, molecular function: protein kinase binding. Bases 302 to 1144 code for a protein of 280 amino acids.